Molecule: messenger RNA, 909 nt
Organism: Parnassius mnemosyne (clouded apollo)
Lineage: Eukaryota; Metazoa; Arthropoda; Insecta; Lepidoptera; Papilionidae
Source: the annotation of a GenBank genome assembly
AUGCUACCACGAUCAUAUUAUACAGAACAAGACGUAAGAAAAAGGCAAAUAGAUACACUUAAGAUCUUUAAUGCUAAUGUAACAGAAAUUAAGGAAAAUGCUGAAUAUAGAGUUGAGUUUAUCGCUGAUGGAAGAAACAUGAGUCUUAAUAUUGUUUUAAGUUCAGAAUUCCCAAAUGAAAAGCCUGCAAUUUUCGUUAGUCCAUUAUUUUCUCAUCCAUGGAUUGCAGAAAACACAAACCAAGUUGUCGGAGCACCAGGACUAAUAAAUUUCACUGUACACUCUGAUUUAGGCCGUGUAGUUCAAGCUAUUAUAAGAGAGUUUCAAAAGACCAUUCCAAAUAUUACAAGUAAUGAAGAAAAGCCUGCAGACAGCAGUCCACAGUCAAUAAUAAGUUCACAGUCCAUGAUAUUUCCAGAGCUAAGUGAACUAAGCAUAGAUGAACUUCAGGAGAUAUUAGAAAAUCCUGAUUUACAGGACAAACUUCUAGAAACCAACCCUCAACUAGUUGAGCUAGACCUAGAAACCGAAGAACUAAUGAACAGCAUAGAAGAGAUUGCUCAAGACAACAUAGCCAAACAACAGAUGCUGGAUGAUCUGAAAACAGAAGUGAUAGAUAGAAUAUCUACGAUAGUUCAAAUGAAAAUGAACUAUGAAGAGUUGAACAAGAAGCACCAGAAGUUAGCAGAGAUGUAUGAUCCACAUAGAAUCAGGGAUUGUUUGAGAGAAGCCGCAUUGAAAGCUGAUGAGGAUGCAGAGGUCAUAGCUGAACAAUUUUUGUUAGGCAACAUUCCCGUAGAAACAUUCAUAGCUAAAUUUGCAGAGAAGAGAGCCCUGGGCCAAGCGAGACGAGCAAGGGAGGAACGGCUAGCGCAUCAGUUGACACAACUGGAUAGAGCCACAACUUAA